This is a messenger RNA of Hevea brasiliensis (rubber tree), 1819 nucleotides long. RefSeq names its product putative pectinesterase/pectinesterase inhibitor 24. Gene Ontology annotation, molecular function: pectinesterase activity; pectinesterase inhibitor activity. The record is from RefSeq and is a predicted model, not a curated record. Lineage: Eukaryota; Viridiplantae; Streptophyta; Magnoliopsida; Malpighiales; Euphorbiaceae. Gene Ontology annotation, biological process: cell wall modification. The transcript has 2 exons. Bases 1 to 1719 code for a protein of 572 amino acids.
AUGUCUUCUCUCAAGGCCUAUGGGAAAGUUGACGAAGCCGAGCAAGCGAGACUCGACGCUCGUCGAAGAACUAGAAAGAGAAUUACCAUCAUAAGCCUCUCCUCGAUAUUGCUUGUGGCUAUUGUGGUGGCAGCCGUGGUAGGAACUCGAGCUUCUACUGGCAAUUCCAAAAAUGGUGGUGAUCAAGCUAAAUCCCUUUCUGCUUCAGCUAAGGCAGUAUGUGAUGUUACAUUGUAUAAGGAUUCUUGUUACAGUAGUCUUGCUCCUUUGGCUAAAUCUAACCAGCUUCAACCAGAAGAGCUCUUCAAGUUGUCAAUUCAAGUGGCCAUGAAUGAGCUGUCAAAAGCCUCUCGAUACUUCUCUGCCAAUAAUGGUUUGCUUUUCCGUGGUGUCACCGAUAAUAUGACCAUUGCAGCCCUUAAUGAUUGCAAUGAUCUUCUAAGUUUGGCGAUGGACCAUUUAAAUAGUUCAUUGUCCUCUGCUGGUGAUGUCUCUGCGCUUGAUGCUGUGGAUGAUCUCAGAAGUUGGCUAAGUGCUGCUGGUUCUUGUCAACAGACGUGCAUUGACGGGUUAGAGGAGGCCAAUUUAAAGGCUAAUGCUCAAAAUUAUCUUAAGAAUACUUCUGAACUAACUAGCAAUAGCCUGGCCAUUAUCACAUGGAUUUGCAAGGUUGCAAGCUCAGUGAAGAUGAGACGUUUAAUGAGCUAUGAUGACGAAGACAAGGUGAAUAUGCCCAAGUGGCUGCAUCAAAGUGAUCGUAAACUACUUCAAACUAAAGAUUUGAAGAAGAUCGCGGACGUUAUUGUUACACAAGAUGGAUCUGGAAAGUACAAAAGAAUCCGCGAUGCCCUUAAAUCUGUUCCAGAUAAAAGCAAGAAGAGGUUCGUCAUCUAUGUGAAGAAAGGAACUUAUAACGAAAACGUUCGUGUUGAGAAAUCAAAAUGGAAUGUCAUGAUUAUCGGGGACGGAAUGAAUGCAACGAUAGUGUCUGGAAGCCUCAACAUUGUGGACGGAACUCCCACAUUCUCAACUGCAACUUUUGCUGUUUUUGGCAAGGGCUUCAUUGCCAGAGAUAUGGGAUUCCAGAAUACGGCUGGUGCGAUCAAGGAUCAAGCAGUGGCAUUGAUGUCUACUGGGGACCAAUCGGUCUUUUAUCGGUGCAGCAUCAAUGCUUUUCAGGACACUCUCUAUGCACAUUCUAACCGUCAAUUCUACCGCGAAUGCAACAUAUAUGGAACCGUUGAUUUUAUCUUUGGAAAUUCAGCAGUUGUGCUUCAAAACUGCAAUAUACUGCCCCGGAGACCUAUGCUUGGUCAACAGAACACCAUCACAGCCCAAGGAAGGUUUGAUCCCAAUCAAAAUACUGGGAUUUCAAUCCAGAAUUGCACCAUUCAACCAUUCGGAAACUUGAGUACUGUCCAAACUUUCCUUGGACGACCUUGGAAGAAUUACUCAACCACUGUAUACAUGAAUUCCAUGAUGGGAAGCUUGAUCGACCCCAGUGGAUGGUUACCAUGGACUGGGAAUACAGCACCUCCUACCAUAUUUUAUGCAGAAUUUCGGAACUUUGGACCCGGUUCGUCGUCAAAGAAUAGAGUCAAAUGGAAGGGCUUGAAAAAUAUUAGCAACAAACUAGCUAGCCAAUUUACUGUCAAGGCGUUCAUCCAAGGGGACAAGUGGAUCCCAGACACUGGCAUUAACUACAAACCUGGUUUAUGAUCGAUCCUUUUGACGGAUAUUAUAUAUUACACUACGUCUUCUUUCUCGCCUCCUUCGUCUCGCUUCGCUUGACUCUAAACCAAUUUUAUUUCAUCUCUUU